GUGCGGAGCGAGCCCCCCCUGCAGGCUGCAGCCCCAGCGCCCGGCGCGAUGUCGGUGACGUUUGAGGAUGUGGCCAUGUAUUUCUCUCCAGCAGAGUGGGCACUGCUGGGCGAGGAGCAAAGGCAACUUUACAGACACGUCAUGUGGGAAAAUUACCAGACUCUGGUCUCGUUAGAUUUUCCAGAUGCAGAAGAGACUUGGGACUGGCCAGCAAUUGAAAGCUCCUUGGGUUUCUUCCUCACACAAAGCUCUUCCCCUGGAGCAGCACUGGGGCCCCUGGGAGUUUGGACUCUUGCACUCAAGUGUCAAGGGGAAGAAUUCAAGGUGCAGAGAGACCUGAUAGACCACCACUGGACGGUUCAUAAGAGACAUAAAUUGUAUCACUGUAGCAAGUGUGGGGAGAGCUUCAGGAGAAAGAAGGCAUUCAAAGCACAUGGGAAAAUCCACAGAAAGGAGAGAGCCCAUCUCUGUUCUGAAUGUGGGAAAAUAUUCAACCGGGCAUCUCAUCUCAUUUCCCACCAGAGAAUCCACACCAGAGAGAGACCCUAUUGCUGUGCUGAGUGUGGAAAAAGAUUCUUCCAAAUAUCAGCUCUUAACAUCCACAAGAGAAUCCACUCAGGAGAGAGACCCUAUGCCUGCGCUGAGUGUGGGAAGUGCUUUAUGUAUUCGUCCACCCUUAACAGACACCAGAGAAUCCACUCAGAAAAGCAGCUCCAUAGCUGUAACCAGUGUGGGAAAGGUUUCAAAUUUACAUCAAGUCUUACUAGACACCUGAGAAUCCACAGUGGAGAGAGACCCUUCCUGUGCCAUGAAUGUGGGAAAAGAUUCAACCUGCAAGAACAUCUCAUUAGACACCGGACAAUACACACUGGGGUGCGACCUCAUCGCUGCGCUGAGUGCGGGAAAUGUUUCAGUCUCCUUCAAAGUCUCCGGAGACAUCAGAGAAUCCACAGUGAGGGGACCCGUCAACACUGCGCCGAGUGCGGGAAAACAUUCAGUUGUCUAGAAAAUCUCACUAGACACCAGAGACUCCACACGGGGGAGAAACUCCAUCACUGCGCUGACUGUGGGAAAGGCUUUGUCCGUCUGCAUCAUCUCACUAGCCACCAGAGGAUCCACACUGGGGAGAGACCCUAUUGCUGCACGGAGUGCGGGAAAAGAUUCACCCAGUUAUCAGGCCUCACCACCCACCUGAGAAUCCACACGGGAGAGCGACCCUAUCCCUGCACUCAGUGUGAGAAGCGCUUUGCUCACUCUUUGUCUCUUGCGAAACACCAGAGAACCCAUGGGGCAGGGACUUCUGACCCUUGA
This is a messenger RNA of Gopherus flavomarginatus (Mexican gopher tortoise), 1311 nucleotides long. Its product is annotated as zinc finger protein 501-like. Bases 49 to 1311 code for a protein of 420 amino acids. NCBI's taxonomy places the organism in Eukaryota, Metazoa, Chordata, Testudines, Testudinidae. The transcript has 5 exons. The record is from RefSeq and is a predicted model, not a curated record. Gene Ontology annotation, biological process: regulation of DNA-templated transcription.